AUGGAUAUCUCGCCAAUGACAACAGUAUCAACGCCGGUGAAUAUUCAGUGGCAUCUCUCUGUUCUUAUCGUAUGCCUUAUUCUUUUGGGUAUUGUAACAGUAUUCGGUACUCUCUUAGUUAUAUGUGCUGUUUAUCAUGAAACGUCUUUACAUACAUCGACCUACUAUUAUGUUACAUCACUCGCAUUUGCCGAUCUACUCGUUGGUCUCAUCGUAAUACCAUCAGGAAUCAUUGUGGAAAUGACAGGUGGUUAUUGGCCAUUGAACAGAUUUCUUUGCGAUAUAAAAUUAUGUAUUGACGUAUUUGCGUCGACAGCAUCCAUUUUGGGUCUAUGCGCAAUAGCACUCGAUCGUUAUUAUGCAAUCAUUAAUCCAAUGGCGUAUCCAAAUUCAUUUGUGACAAAGAAAUGGUAUUAUGUCGUCAUUUGUUUAUGGACAUGUGCAGCAAUUCUGUCUUUUCCAACUAUUGUUUAUUGGAGAACAACACUGGCGAAUGCAACACAAGGUACUGGACAAAUAAAUCAGACUAUUGAAAUUCGAACAAAAUUUUAUCAUUGUGAAUAUCCUAAUGAUCCCUAUUACGUUUUAUUUUCAUCCAUUGUCGUAUUUUAUUUUCCAUUGAUUAUCAUGUUAUUUGUAUAUGUUCGAAUAUUUUAUGUUGCUCGGCGACAGUUACGUUCUUUUCGUGUCGGCAUAUUAAAACCUGAACGUCAGAAUCCUAGAUCGAUCAUACCAAAAUUUCAAUUAAAUCAUAUGGUAUUUAUUACACCACAACGAUCAUUGACCAAAAAACCACCACCUCUUGUCGAAGCACCAACCUCAGCAGUGGUAGACAGUUCACUUCGUAUUCAUGUUGGCAAAUAUCAGGGAUUAAUUCCGACUGAUACCAUUUCAGUCUCCUUCAAUUUCAACUCACAUAACCAUCUGCGUUUUCUUCAUUCAUUAUCGACAAAAAUCUUCAACUAUGCUGCUGAUCGUAAAGUGGCAAAAAUGUUAAGUUUAAUUGUUGGAGCAUUUAUUCUCUGUUGGCUACCGUUUUUCUCAUAUUUUGUUCUAAGCGGAUUCUUUUUUCUUCAUUUGAAAACACAAUAUCCUCAACGUCACGACUUAUUGAUACGGAUAUUUUCAUGGUUUGGUUACACUAACUCGGCAUUAGAUUUUUUUGUGUAUGCUUUAUCAUCAAAAGAAUUUCGCACUGCAUUUAUCAAAUUGUUAUGUAGAAAGAAAGAUGCUGAUAUAUCUGAUCGUUUGGCUAAGUUACAAUUCCGAAGUUUACCACCAGAAUAUCAACAAGCACUGUUAGAAAUAAGAGCCACACGUAAAACUACUAGAGAUGAUCAAAGUUCAUGGUGCUGUAAAAAUGGCCAACCUGUUCCCAUGAAGGUCAUAACAACAACAUAUAUUAAGUGGGAACCAACUGGUCAAACACAAGCCGUUGUUGACGGUCAUGAUAAUUGUGGAUUUGCUGGUUGGUCAACAUGUACACGUUAUAGAAUUGAACAUAUGUUCGUAUAUCCAACAUCUCACAUUGAAAUGGGUCAUGAGGUAGUACCAGAUAUUGAAAAUAGUCGUUGUCCAGAUAAUCAUGUUGUUUGCUGUAAAGGUCUAAUGCCCAAUGCUUUACAAACGUUUCUUUUGGUUGUAGCUAUUGCUGAAUUCAAAGAAGUUGUGGCUCAAUGGACAGCAUUACAAAGUACUCAACCAAAUGCUCUUUUAGCUGAUCUCAUUGUCACAUUGCAUAAUAAUGGCUUAGAUGUGGGAAAAUAA
This is a messenger RNA of Didymodactylos carnosus, 1767 nucleotides long. NCBI's taxonomy places the organism in Eukaryota, Metazoa, Rotifera, Eurotatoria, Philodinida, Philodinidae. The record is from the annotation of a GenBank genome assembly.